Messenger RNA from Phytophthora nicotianae INRA-310, 678 nucleotides. RefSeq lists its product as hypothetical. The transcript has a single exon. Bases 1 to 678 code for a protein of 225 amino acids. Gene Ontology annotation, molecular function: oxidoreductase activity, acting on the CH-OH group of donors, NAD or NADP as acceptor; zinc ion binding. The record is from RefSeq and is a predicted model, not a curated record. Lineage: Eukaryota; Oomycota; Peronosporomycetes; Peronosporales; Peronosporaceae.
AUGUCCUCAGCUCCGAGAACCGUGAACGCCUACGCAGCCUUCGACGCCAAGGCAGAAGUCAAGCCCUGGCAGUACCAAUCGCGCCCACUUGGCCCCGAGGAUGUGGAGAUUAAGAUUUCUCACUGUGGUAUCUGUGGCUCUGACCUACACACGAUGGAGGGUGGUUGGGGACCUGCAGCCUAUCCGUGCGUUGUUGGUCAUGAGAUCGUUGGUGAGGUGACACUCGCGGGUGCGAAUGUCAAGACGCUCCAAGUUGGUGACCGCGUGGCCGUGGGCGCGCAAGUGUACGCUUGCCUGAACAAGAAUCCUGAAAAGCCUUGCAAGGACUGCGUGGACGGUGAAGAUGCUGUGUGCAACCACGCCGUGUACACGUACGCCUCGACGUAUGCGGAUGGCUCCCCAUCGUAUGGCGGUUACGCUGACUACGUGCGCGUGGACAACAACUACGCCUUCAAGCUGCCGGACAACAUUCCAUCCGACGUCGCAGCACCGCUCAUGUGUGCUGGUGCGACAGUUUUCACGCCCCUAAAACAGGAGGGCGUGAAGGCCGGCGACCGUGUCGGUGUCGUGGGUAUUGGCGGUCUGGGUCACCUUGCCAUUCAGUUUUUGCUAUCUAUAGUUGUUCAUAUGCUUGAAGAUGCUGUUUAUCUACAACCUCAUACUCCUUCACGAGAGUGA